CAUGUACAUUAUGUGAUAACAAAAAUUAAAUAUUUAAGAAUUAUAAUCUAAUCAUUUAAGUGUACAUCAACCGAUGACUUUGAUUUAAACACAAAUUUAAACUGAAGGCUUGCUGUCAUACACAUAUUGAAAGAUGCAGUUGAUACUAUUUACCGUAUUAUCAUAUUUGACAUGUCAGGUGACAUCCAAACCAACAACAGAUGCUGAAUGGCAAUUAUAUAAACAACAGUAUACCAAAAAUUAUAAUUCAAUAGAAGACAAAUACAGACGCAUAAUUUGGGAAGACAAUAACAAAUACAUCGAGAAACACAAUGCUGAGGCUGCAGCAGAUCUCCAUACCUAUACCAUGGGACUUAAUAGCUACAGUGAUAUGAAACAUGAGGAAUUUGUAAAAACAAUGACGGGUUUAAAAAUAUCGGCUAACCCAACACCGGGGAAACUGUUUGUACCAACAGUGGAGGCUGGACGACUACCUGACACAAUGAACUGGACAGCAUUAGGAUAUGUUACAGAAGUUGGAACCCAGGGUCAAUGUGGAUCGUGCUGGGCCUUUUCUGUGAUAGGAGCAUUAGAAGGCCAGUGGUUUAGAGCUCAUCAGAAAUUAGUCCCAUUGUCUGUACAGGAUUUAAUGGACUGCUCAACAUCUGUCGGUAAUCAAGGCUGUGAAGGUGGAUUUAUAGAUAAAAGCUACGAAUUUAUACGUAAACAUCAUGGAAUUGACACGUGGAAAUCCUAUCCAUAUGUUGGCAAGAACGAAAAAUGUCGUUUUAAUAACGCCACGAUUGGAGCAACUUGCCGAGGAUACACCGACAUUAAAAAGGGUAACGAAGAUGACCUCUACGUGGCUGUUGGGUCAAUUGGUCCAGUGGCUGUUGCUGUAGAUGCUAAUCAAGCCUCGUUUGGGAUGUAUAAGAGUGGAGUGUACGAUGAACCUAAAUGUUCGUCAACAAUACUUUCUCAUACAUUACUGGUCACUGGUUAUGGAACGUACAAAGGGAAAGAAUAUUGGCUAGCUAAGAACAGUUGGGGCACCUCCUGGGGAAUGAAUGGUUACAUUAUGAUGUCAAGAAAUAAGAAAAAUCAGUGUGGUAUAGCAAGCCUGGCCAGUUACCCAAUGGUAUAGUAAGCCUGGCCAGUUAUCCAAUGGUUUAGUGAGCCUGGCCAGUUAUCCAAUGGUUUAGUGAGCCUGGCCAGUUAUCCAAUGGUUUAAUGACUUUCAAAAGAUUCUCAACACUUGUAUUUAGAUUAGAACGGACAAACAAAAAAAAUAGAACUGAAUGAAAAUUAAC
Messenger RNA from Mytilus trossulus (common blue mussel), 1289 nucleotides. RefSeq names its product procathepsin L-like. Gene Ontology annotation, molecular function: cysteine-type endopeptidase activity; cysteine-type endopeptidase activator activity involved in apoptotic process. The transcript is spliced from 8 exons. Lineage: Eukaryota; Metazoa; Mollusca; Bivalvia; Mytilida; Mytilidae. Gene Ontology annotation, cellular component: lysosome. Gene Ontology annotation, biological process: immune response; positive regulation of peptidase activity; positive regulation of apoptotic signaling pathway. The record is from RefSeq and is a predicted model, not a curated record. The coding region runs from base 134 to 1123 and encodes 329 amino acids.